This is a messenger RNA of Symbiodinium pilosum, 3729 nucleotides long. NCBI's taxonomy places the organism in Eukaryota, Dinophyceae, Suessiales, Symbiodiniaceae. The record is from the annotation of a GenBank genome assembly.
AUGACGCGGCCGGAUCUGGGCCUUGGUCUGGCUGAGCGCGGCCUACCGGCGCUCCGCAGGCAGUUUCCACAUGUAGAGGCCGAUGCUUUGAACCUAUUCAUCGAGACGAGUGACCCCAAAGAGGGCCUGGCGGCGGAGUCCCUGGCUGCCUUGGCCGAGAUGGAGCGAGAAGCUGCGGCUGGCAAAGAGGAUCAGUUUGGCCAUUUGCCGGUCCGUGGCUGUCGGGUAGCCCGGGUCGAGGGGUGUGGAGCCCUACAGGUGGUCUUCGAAGGCGGAGACAGCCCACCUCAUGUGGGCACGGUUCUCUCAAUUGCCGGCUUCAGUGAGCUGGCAAAGGGUAAAGAAGAGGCUUUGCGGGCCGGCUUGGUCCUGCCGACGGGAGAGGUCCUGUCACUGCAAACAGGGAACGAAAUGACCAGCUUCCUGCUGGAAGAAUUUGGGAUGCACGAACUGCGGCUUUGCAGCGGGGAUGGCGAAGUCGACCGCUGCUGGUUCAUGGUGAGCUCCCCCUUGGGUGAGUAUGGUGAAGCCCUUGAUCUGUUCAAUGAUGCGUACGACUGGGCCUGGGAUGGGACGUGGACUUCUGACCUCGAGGACUCAGUCCUGAAUCUCCUGGUAGCCUUGGACGAGCGCUUUGAAGCUGUCGCGAGCGGCUCCGGUGGCUUCAUGGCUCAGUCCUUGAUGGCCAGCCUCUCUUCACCGAAGAAGCGCAUGGAGAAGCACUUGUCCAAAGCUUUGGAGCUGCAGGACCCUCUGGCCCUUGGUCGUGCAGUGGCCUGCAUCAGAGCCUUCAUUCUGGCGCAGAGCUUGAUGGACAUGUUCGCUCCGCUGGCCGGCCAGGCGCAGGGACAGGAUUUGCAUGGUAGUGCCUUCUACGACAGCAUCAAGGCGUUUGAGCGGGCGCGUUUGGAGGCUGCUUCAACCGCAAAGCGAGAGGAGGUUCAGCAAGCUUUGCGGCGCCUGGUCCUUGCUGCUGACGCCCAUGUGGCUGAUUUGUAUAGCUGCGGCAAGGGUCAGGACUUCAUCAAGCGAUGGAGCGGCGGUCUUCGCUCGGAGAUUUCUGCAAUGCUGGAGGGUGCAUCUAUGCACCCUCUGCCCUUCCAGCAGAUGAGAGGAGGUGGUGGUGGUUACGUUGCGGACAUGAUGGCCUCCAUGGCCGAGUCCUUCAAUGGCACCAGCGGCCUCGGCCGCCCGGAGACGACCGAGGCUAUGACCACGCUGCCGCCGCAGGCUAGCUUUUCGCUGGCUGAGUCAAAAGUCACCCGCUGGACUGAAAGUCUAGUGGACGAGCAGAUUUGUGUCGGCAGUCCAAUGAUGCCCUGCGAAAUACAUGCCAGAGAGCCUGGUGUCCAAAGCGUUCUUGCCGCGCUUCACAGCACCUUGAGCCUGGGCUUGGGCUAUGUCUCCUCGCAAGGCGAUGGCUCCGAAUCUUCGAAGCUGGUGGCUUUGCUGGAUCGGGUGCGUGCAUCCUUGCCGCUUCAUGCGCAGCAGGAUUUCUUGCGAGAAAAGAAGCGGCGCGAUCGAUUGAAGGAUGUUUGCAGGGUUCUCCGUGCUGCGCGGAAGAAGGGCCAGCGAUUGAAGCUUUGUGUAAACGUGAACUUCACCAAGGCGCUGAACGCACUUCGCGAGCAUCACGAGGACAGCUGGGUCAGCCAAGCGCUGGAGUCUGUUUGGGAUCUCAUGCAGCAAAUGAAGCGCGUCUUCGCCUUUGAGCUGUGGCUACACGAGGAUGGCCAGGAGCCUCAGUUGGUGGCAGCGGACUUUGGCCAUGCGCAUACGUUCGGCCGGGCCUACUACGUGGCCACGCGCUUCUUCGACCGCAAGCAUCGCACCCUGCAGCCGGGCUUCCUCUUGGCCUAUGCAGAGGCGGAGUGCCUGCGACGCGCAGGUUUCGAGCUUUGGGAUUUGGGUGGCGCAGACCACUCCCCGAUGAUGCAGUACAAGCCGCAGGUAGCACUUGAAAUGCAUCGGAGCGAGUAUUUACUACGGCUUCGUGAGAUUGCCCGCGCCGAGUAUGCCGCAGUUGCUGAGGACCGGGGGUCUUCGACUCCAUCCUACUCCGAGAGCCAGCAGAAGCCCCUGACUGACCUGGCUGCCGCACCGCCUCCUGGGGGUGAGCGGGUGCCGGUGGGGGUCGUUUUCGAGGAUCUCUCCGAGGACGACCUCUGGGGAGCUCUAGCUCUCAAGGCCGAAAGCACCGUCUCCAAGCCCAGAGCUCCCAAGGCAGCUGAGACGAAAACAAAGAAGCCCAAAAAGCAGGCAGACGGCAAGGAGGCUUUGGAGGGAAAGGAGAAACCGGGCAAACCUCAUCGAGAGUCAGAGGCAAAAAAUGGCACGAGCAUAAAGCUGGCCAACAACGAAGAGAAGGCAGAGAAAACGCCGGUAUACGACCGUCCCACACGGCCGACCCAGCCCGCCAAGGACGAUGCCAAGCAACAGUUCCUGGCAGCUUUCCAGAAGCUUGUUUCAGAAGGCCUGUCUGAGACAGAGGCGGUAUUUGCCAUUCAGCCGGUCAUGUUCUUCACAGGCGUGGCGGACGGUGCAGUGCAUCGCCUGCUGCAGUGGAUGGCAGUCUGCCACGUCGUGCAAAGUCUGGACGCUGCAGUGCGCAAUGGUGAUGGUUGGUUCUCCAUGAUCGCAGGUGACCUGAUGGACCAGAUCUUGCUGGAGGUCAUCACGAAGGUGAGCGAUUUCACAACCCAGAAUCUGGCAAACACGGCCUGGGCAUAUGCAAAGCUCGGACUCUGGAAUGAGCGGCUCAUGCAGACGCUUUCUCAUGCGAUCGUGCGGAAGGUCCAAGACUUCGAUGCGCAGGGCUUGGCCAAUGUGGCCUGGUCCUAUGCAGUGCUGGGCUUUCGGAGCAGCAGACUCUCGGACGCACUGCUGGCAGCUGCCCUCGAGAAGAUAGAGCUUGACGAGUUCGGUCCGCAGGAGCUGGCCAACCUGGCCUUCUCCUUCGAUGUUACGGGUGACGACGACCGCUUGCACUCAUUUCUUGAGGCAGCUGUGCCGCGUUUCCUGUCGAUAUGUGGCUUCUCCGAUGCAGCUGCCAGCACAGAGCUUGCGAAUAUCGUGGCUCGCCACCGGCUGCGGAACGAAGGCGCCGAGAAACUGGAUGCUGGGUUUCGCCAACGUUUCUUCCAUCCUGUCCUUCUUGCCUUGCAGAAAUGUGCAACUCCUGAAGGAGACGCCACAGAGGAUGAUGAGAAAGUCGUAGAGGAGCUGGCACAAGAGGUGACGGCAAUUGGACUCACGAACUUCGGCUUCAUGUACGCGCGGCAAGCCAUGCACAAGCUAGGCUUUCGAAUUUGUGAUGGAAACCAACGCCCCGAGUGGGUGACGGAAGCCAGGGCUUUGGCAAGAAGCCAGCUGGAGGAGUGGCGAAUCCCUGGAACUGAAAACAUCAUUGCCGUUAUCUCAUAUGAGUUACACUACGGUGGUGAUGUGCUGCAGCGGGAGCCAACCGUGGUGAGCAGUGGUUUUGCCGAAGGCGUCCACGAUGAGGUCAAGGCCAUGCUCCGUCCUGUGGACGCACGCGGGUGGUCGUGUGAAUCCUACGCGGAGCGUGUGGCACUCCUGGAGCUCUUGGAGGCUGCUCGGUGCAGGUUUGGCGAUGAAUCGGUGCCGGAGCUCACAGGCUGGAUUCGGAUGUACCACUCGCAUCACACGAGUGUGCCUCUGGAGCUGCAUGUGGCGCCGGUGCGCAGGGAGUGCAAAGGAUCAGCUUGA